AACGCCUCAAGCCACAUCGUCUCGCUGCCCGUCAAGAUGGCCCCCACUGGAAAGACCGCUGCUGCUAAGCACAAGUUCACGAUCGACUACUCCCGUCCCGCCAGCGAUGGUGUUUUCGACGGCGCGGCCUUUGAGAAGUUCCUCCACGACCGUAUCAAGGUCGAUGGCAAGACGGGCCAGCUCGGUGAGAACGUCAAGAUCCACCGCGAUGGCGACACCAAGAUCACCGUGACCUCGAGCAUCCCCCUCUCGAAGCGGUAUCUCAAGUACCUUACGAAAAAGUUCCUCAAGAAGAACACUCUGCGUGACUGGAUCCGCGUCGUUGCUUCGUCGAAGGAUGUCUACCAGCUCCGCUUCUACAACAUCCAGGCUGCGGAAGAGGAGGAGGAGGAGUAAGCACCUCUCUCCAUCACGAUGUCGUCCCGCUCGUAUGUUGUAGGCUAGUCAUAUACAUAUGUCGCGCAUGCUCUGCUA
Trametes versicolor FP-101664 SS1 is the source of this 474-nucleotide messenger RNA. Its product is annotated as ribosomal protein L22e. Gene Ontology annotation, cellular component: ribosome. Gene Ontology annotation, molecular function: structural constituent of ribosome; RNA binding. Gene Ontology annotation, biological process: cytoplasmic translation. Bases 37 to 396 code for a protein of 119 amino acids. The record is from RefSeq and is a predicted model, not a curated record. The transcript is spliced from 4 exons. Lineage: Eukaryota; Fungi; Basidiomycota; Agaricomycetes; Polyporales; Polyporaceae.